AUGAGCAACUCUACUUCUUCAUCUUCCUCAUCUUCUUCUUCAUCAUCAUCUUCUUCAUCAUCAUCUUUGCCUAUACCUAUUAUAACUACAUCAACAACAACAUCAACUGCACCACCAAACAAAGCACAUCAUCCUAAAAGUAAUAAUAAUCAUAAUAAUCAUAACAACAACAAGAAUAAAAUAGAGAAUGAAGGAAAAGUAGGAGGAGGAGGAUCAAGAGGAGGGAGAUCAGAAAGAGGUAGAGGAAGAGGUGGAGGUGGAAGAGGAAGAGGAAGAGAAGAUUCUGGACCACGUGGUAUUCGUACCUCAGAUGAUAAAGACUUUCAAGCUGAAUUGGAACUUGCUAUUGCUCUUAGUCAAUCAGAGCAUGAUGCAUCAUCAUCAUCAUCAUCAACACCAACAGCAUCUACCGCUACAUCCAAGAAUAACAACAAACAAAAGAAAGCAAAUAACAAGGUUGAUAUGACUCACUUGAUUCAAUUUCAAUAUAAACCUUCAAGUGAUCCUGUUAGAGGUUUUCUUACAAACUCUGGAGGUGGCACAAGAUCUCAUCAUCAUAAUAAUAAUCAUCAUAAUAAUCAUCAUAAUAGAAAUAGUGGUCGUGGAAGAGGAGGUGGAGGUGGAACUUCUACUUCUUCUACAACUACCAACAGUAAGCCAAGAUAUAAUAAUCAUAGUACUCCAAGACCAAGUAAUUUCCUUCAAGCAAAUUAUUUAUUCCAAAUUAAUUCAUAUGGAAAUUAUACAACAAGUUUAACCAAUUCUGAUUCAAUUGUUUCAUGGACCAAAAUUGAACAAGUAGUUUAUUUACACGAUUCUGAUGAAGAUUAUCUUUGCCCUAUUUGUUUUGAACCACCUUUUGCUGCCAAGGUAACAAAAUGUGGACAUAUUACAUGUUAUGGUUGUAUAUUAAGAAGUUUAUCACAUUCACCUAAAUGUCCACUUUGUCUAAGAGUGACUGAUAAAGAAGAGCUAAAAAGUGUGAUCAUUUCCAAAUCAAUUAAUUUCAGAGAAGGAGAUGAUAUUACUCUUCAACUUGUCAAAUACCGUGAAGGAACAACGGUUCCAUUUCUAGAUUCUCAACCAAUCGACGAAGUCAUUUCAUUCCCAGAUAAAGGCAAACCCAAUUCUGUUUUUUCAAGAUUUUCCAUCAUCAGAGAUAUCACAUCCAUCUUGGAGCGUGAAAGAUCUGAACUAUUGAUUGCCAAAGAGGCUGCAAUGAGCGAAGGUGAAUGGGAGGGUUCUAGUUAUUUGGCAAGUGGCGAAAAAGAGGUGGCCACUCGAGAAAUAGAAUUUAACAAAUUAAAAGAAUCUAGAAAGGUAGAGUACAGCUCUGUGACAGUUUCCUCUAUUCCAAAGAAAAAUUCUCCUUCUCCCAACAACAAUGGCAAUAUCAAUCUACCUCAAUUCUCACCCUAUCAAUACAGUAACAACACUGAUAUUAAAGCAGCUUUGGCAGAUUACUAUAAUGAUGAAGAUGAUUAUGAUAUUUCAUCUCCUGAUCUUUCAACUACUUUGGCAAACAAAUUAAAUUUAAUUAAAGAAAUUGAUAAUAAUAAUGAUAUUAAUACGACAACUACCACAACUACUUCAACUACUACAACCACUACCACUAAUAAUAAUAAUAAUAAUAAUAAUAAUAAUAACAAUAAUAAUAAUAAUAAUAAUCAAAAUAAUAAUAAUAAUAAUAAUCAAAAUAAUAACUCUCAACCAAAAUUGUUAGAAUAUUCAUAUGAAAAUCAACCAGUAGAAGCAUUAUUUUAUCUUUAUCAAUCCAAAGAUGGACAACCAGUUUAUUUACAUCCAUUGUGUAUGAAAAUAUUGGCAAAGGAUUUAGAGAUUAGAAAAUCAGAGGCGUCAAACGAUUAUGAUGUCUACCAACUACCCUCAACCAUACAUUCAAAAAUUUUGGAAAUUGAAAACCAAGAAAUCACAAAGACCUAUAGAGAUGCAAACAAGGUAUUUAGCUAUCUUCCUCUGACAACAGAAAUCAAAUUUAUCGAGAUUGAUUUGACAAACAAGGUUUCAAAGGAAGCAUUGGCAGAGUUUGGACAAGAAUUGAAAAAGAGAAGAGAUGCUCGUAAUAAUAUCAAGAGACAAGAGGUUAGAAAACAAAAAAUCAAGGAAAAGGAGCGUGAACACGACUUGGUACGUUCCAAGGAAUUGAGAGAGGAACAUGAACAAAAAAUGGAAAAGAAACGUCUUGAUAUGGAACAAGAGGAAAAAGAAAGAAAGGAAGCCGAAGCUCAAUUGAAAAAGGAUGGGAAUAGUAGUGUUUUUUAUUUAGAAGCCAUCAAGGAUUAUAAAUCUUAUAAUACAGAUUUUGGUUAUUCUCUUGGUGAUAACAAAAAAAGAAAAUAA
Messenger RNA from Cavenderia fasciculata, 2361 nucleotides. It is a transcript of the gene rnf10, whose product is annotated as RING zinc finger-containing protein. The transcript has 3 exons. Bases 1 to 2361 code for a protein of 786 amino acids. The record is from RefSeq and is a predicted model, not a curated record. Gene Ontology annotation, biological process: positive regulation of transcription by RNA polymerase II. Gene Ontology annotation, molecular function: transcription cis-regulatory region binding. NCBI's taxonomy places the organism in Eukaryota, Evosea, Eumycetozoa, Acytosteliales, Cavenderiaceae.